Molecule: messenger RNA, 6998 nt
Organism: Etheostoma spectabile (orangethroat darter)
Lineage: Eukaryota; Metazoa; Chordata; Actinopteri; Perciformes; Percidae
Gene: axin1
Product: axin 1
Exons: 12
Coding region: 568-3114 (848 amino acids)
Biological process (GO): positive regulation of protein kinase activity; positive regulation of proteasomal ubiquitin-dependent protein catabolic process; negative regulation of canonical Wnt signaling pathway
Cellular component (GO): beta-catenin destruction complex; nucleus; plasma membrane
Molecular function (GO): ubiquitin protein ligase binding; protein kinase binding; identical protein binding
Source: RefSeq, a predicted model, not a curated record
AGGACAACAGCCAAUGCAGCAUGUUCAAGCUGCCCCCCUACUGGGCGGCCCAUGAGCCUGUCGAUAUGGUGGUUUGAUGUUGGAUGGAAAAUAAGAACCCCCCACAACAAACAGAGAGGGCUGGAACAGAGAGACUGGAACAGAGAAGAGAGGGUAGAAAGGGAACCAUCGACAGAUGGACUCUGUUGUGAUUAAAGAUGGCGGCAGUCUUUACUGCAGACUACGAAGGACUAAACUCGAUCCAUAGAAAAGCGGUGGGAGUAGUCUGCGAUUCAAUACAACAAAACCAAGAACGACACAAUAAGGAACAAAUGGAUGGAAAAGACAAUCUAUUAUGGCGACAUUCUGCUUUGGCCAGGCCUUCUCGGGUCAAGGUGAUGAGAGGGACGCUACCAUUACUGCAGCCCCAUGUGUUAAAUAAUCGUGCAAUGGAAUUCCCAGUAAAUGGAUAUACUGCUGGAGGAUGUGUGAGGAACACAAUUAAACUCAAGGAGUUCUUUUGCAGUGGCAUAAGUAGAGGUCUGGAUCUACUAGUUGUGCAGUGUGGGCUCUACGGGGACGUGGUUUAUGGAUGCUGGGACUAUGAGCAUAAGCGACAAAAGGGACUACUUAGCAGACCUGGGAGGCAGCUUCACUGAGGAUGCUCCGAGACCUCCAGUCCCAGGGGAAGAAGGUCAGCUGGUGUGCAGUGAUGGACGCCAGUACAGCAACCUCGGCUUCUCCUCAAAGAACGAGAGCCUCAAAUGUGAGGCGUCUGUGGCUACACCCAGGCGACCUGACUUGGACUUGGGUUAUGAGCCGGAGGGAAGUGCUUCCCCUACACCACCCUACUUAAAGUGGGCAGAAUCUCUUCACUCCCUCCUGGAUGAUCAAGAUGGCAUCCAUCUGUUUAGGACGUUCCUCAAGCAGGAGGGGUGUGCAGAUUUGUUGGACUUCUGGUUUGCGUGCAGUGGCUUCCGCAAACUUGAAGCUAAUGAGGGUAAUGAGGAGAAGAAGGUCAAACUGGCAAAAGCUAUCUAUAAGAAAUACAUCCUGGACAACAAUGGGAUUGUUUCAAGACAAAUUAAACCAGCUACCAAGUCCUUCAUCAAAGACAGUGUCAUGAAGCUUCACAUUGAUCCUGCAAUGUUUGACCAGGCUCAAACUGAGAUACAGACUAUGAUAGAGGAGAACACCUAUCCCUUAUUUCUUAAGUCUGACAUAUAUUUGGAAUAUACUCGGACAGGAGGAGAGAGCCCUAAGCUGUACAGCGAUCGGAGCUCUGUUUCUGGGAACGGAAACGGGCUGUCCGGUUAUUUACCGACUUUAAAUGAAGAUGAGGAGUGGAGAUGUGACCAGGAGCCGGAGGAGCAGCCCGAGUGUGACCCCACACCGAGCAACCGGCUCACUCAGAAGCUGCUAAUGGAGACGGCCCCACAUCGCGUUACCAACAGCGCAAGAUUACAGGACACUCACGAGUACAGGCAUGCACCAUGUCGGGAGCCCAUCAACCCGUACUACGUCAACACCGGUUAUGCUAUGGCUCCUGCAACCAGCGCCAAUGAUAGUGAGCAGCAGAGUAUGUCCAGCGACACAGACACGAUUUCCCUUACCGACAGCAGUGUAGAUGGGGUUCCACCCUACAGAUACCGCAAACAGCAUCGCCGGGAGAUGCACGAAAGUGCCAAAGCAAAUGGGCGAGUGCCACUACUUCAUAUUCCACGCACAAAUCGGAUUCCAAAAGAUAUACACGUGGAGCCAGAAAGGUUUGCUGCAGAGCUGAUCAGCAGACUGGAGGGCGUACUGAAGGAGAGGGAGGCUCAAGAGAAGCUAGAGGAGCGACUGAAGAGAGUGCAAUUGGAAGAGGAAGGUGAUGAAAUCAUGCCCACAGCCACAGCAUUAUCCAGUCACAGGUUCCCCCCUGGUGCUUAUCUGCAGAAUUACAACUCGCGCUAUGCUGACAACACAUACAGCGGUUGUAUUCUGAGUGAUGCUCAUGAGGAGAACCCCGAGAGCAUCCUGGACGACCACGUCCAGCGGGUCAUGAAGACUCCCGCGAGCCAGUCACCAGGCACAGGCCGUCACUCUCCCAAGUCACGCUCACCAGACGCUGUCCCAGGGGGCAAAGGGACAGGACUUGGAACAGCGCAGGUUAAACAUUCAUCCAGGCACGGUCUCAAGGGAGACACCAGCCACCUGUACCACUACAAACAUGCGCACCACAUCCACCACGCAGGCGUCGGCAAGCCCAAAGAGCAGGCAGAAGCUGAGGCGGCCCUUCGUGUACACAGUAGCGUGCCAUGGAGCACAGAGACAAGUCAUUACGGAUCAAAGUCUCGAACCUACGCAGAUGGCAUGGGAUCCAACCCCAUGGAGCAUACAGGGUAUAGUAGCAAAGGUGGCACGCAGUUUAAAAGGGCGUUCAAGAAAGGUGAGGAAGUGCGGCCUCAUGACAUGCCAGCACCUGCAGAGGAGAUGGAGAAAAACCAGAAGAUCCUUUUGUGGCUAAUGGAAGGACAGAAAGAAAUGGUUCAACAUAAGAGGAGCCCAUAUGGGAGUACGACUGUGUCCAAGAGGACCACAGGCCAUGAGGCUCAACUGCGGAACAACGUGCAGCCGUCUCACCCUUUCAUCCAGGAUCCCACCAUGCCCCCAAAUCCAGCUCCCAGCCCCCUCAUCCAGCUGGAGGAGGUGCGCCGACGGCUUGAGGAGGAGAAGAUUAAGUCUGGAACUGUACAACUUAAGCAAAGGUAUGUGAUGGAGGUAAUCCAGAGGGGUCGUACUGCAGUCAGGCCUGCCCUGUUCCCUCCGCUCAGCGUGGUGCCCGCCGUCUCUGACAGCGAGCUCUCCCAGCCUGAACACAAAGCCACUAAAAAGCAGCCAUGUGAAAACAUUACUGUGGCGUAUUACUUCUGUGAGGAGCUGAUACCGUACAGGACGUCUGUCAAAGGGAGGGUCGUCACUCUGCGCCAGUUCACAGAACUGCUAACAAAGAAAGGAAAUUACAGGUAUUAUUUCAAGAAGGUAAGCGACGAGUUUGACUGUGGGGUGGUGUUUGAAGAGGUACGUGAAGAUGAUGCUAUCUUGCCCAUCUUUGAGGAGAAGAUUAUCGGGAAAGUCGAAAAAAUUGAUUGAAGGUCAUGUUGAAGAGGAAGGAGUGCAAAAGGGGCAUCGUGUGACGGGCCGAGAAGCGAUUGGAUGGUGAAGUGGAAGUGUUUUAGGAUUGUAACCGGUGGAGCGCAGAAGAAAGUAGUACAGUAGAAGUGGAUCUAAAGUUGAAGAGCAAAGCAUUGUUCACGGAAGACCGCUUGUGACAUUUGAGGCUCGGAAGCACCACUGCAGUGACAUUGGACUGGAAGAAGAAAAAAAAGACCUCAUUCACUUCUUUGAAGUGUAAUGUAUUGUUAAGUUUACUAGAUAAAUACAGAACAAAAGUGCUACUAAAGCUUCAUAUUUUUGAUAUGAUGUAUCAGAGGAUGUCCUUUUUAAAGUAACCACACUUGAAAUGUUGUUUGUAUUGGUACCAGAUGUGUACAGUUUUUGUUAAAAGAUAACAAAAUUGUAUACAUAUUUAAGUAUUUAAAAUGCUCAUUUUCAAUCAAUUUCCUCCCCUGUUGAAGACGAUCAAAAUCCUUUUUAGGGCUGAUGUUUUUCAUUGUACGAGCCCUCUGGACUCUAAUGUUUGUGCCCUUUAUAGUGCUUUUAACACAUCACUUACCAGUACUUUAUUUUGUGGCAUUCAGUCAGGCGGCACUUUCAUUGUAUUAUAUACCACUGACUAUGUCUCACUGUAGGCUGCAACAUUAAUUUCUAUGAGUGACCCUAAUAGAAACCCGGUUCAGUGUACUGCAAUCCAGCACAACAGCCCGGUGUUGUAGAAAAGUACUUAAGAAGAUAAUGACGAUUUUAUAAACUGCUAGAGAGAAUUCAUGACCUUAUUUUACGCUCAUACUUUGAGGUGGUGUUGUUAUAUUGAUAUGAAGAACCACGUUUUGUGAAGUUAUUAUUUAUUGUAGGGCUGUUUUAUUGGGUUGCAUUACUGCAUGUUGUACAGGGUGUUUUAUUUUUCUGGUAAUUUGGUGUAAACUGCAUGUGAAUGUAGCCGCUGGCUGCGUUUAUGUACAGUCUUCUGCUGCAUUGUUUUUACUCAACCCAGCUGAAGUUUUAAGAAGAUGCCUAACAAAAUAACAUAGUAGAUGCAAUAAAACUGUAAAAAAAAAAAAGAUAUGAUUGGAAAGCUAAGGUGAAUAUCUAUGCAAGUUGAUUUCCCAAAUCCAAAAACUACAUUGGGUGUUAAUAUUAAUUAACACAGUAAAUAACUUGGAAACAUAGGUUACUCUUUACUUGAAGGUAUCUACAUCAGAGUGACAUGACACUGUCAUAAAUGUGUCAUAAACAUCAUAAACAAGUCCAAAAUGUUCAUAUCAUAUCUCUUCUUUUAGUAAGUGUCAUUCGGUUUUAUCAUGACAAGGUAUGGGUAUAGUUAGGGUUCAUGUGUCAUGGCUGUGUCAUGACAGUAUCAUGUGUUCAUGACAGUGUCAUGUCACUCUUACUUCAAGUAAAAUGCUACAGAAAAAUUAGAGGCUACCUGUAAGAACAGUCGUGCUAUUAAAAGCGUUUGUUUAGAUGAUACUUUUCAGUUGGGUAGAGGCUAACAAGCCUUUUGGACGCCAGUAGGCAGAUUCUUUUUUAAAUUAUUUCCAGUUUAACACUGAAUGACGUGGUUUGGGGUUCAGUUUCUAAAGUCAAGUACUGCUUUCAGCUUUCGAGGUUAUUGUUGUUUGUGAAACAGAAGUGUUCCCACCUGUAGACUUGCACCUUGGACCUGUUCAACGGAGAUCGUAUCACAGCAUUUGAAUGAGAAGGCCAGUGAAUGUCAUUAGGAUACUAUCAAAUGUUGAUUAUGUUUGUGCAAUGAAGGUCACAUAAAAGCAUAUUUAAGUGCUCUACCAUUUUUACAGACUGUGGAGAGGAAGGCUAACAGACACUGAAAUGUUGCGUUUUCUUUAUUUUUAUUUUUUCCAGCUUCAAGGUUUGUACUUGUUAAUUUCUGUGAACCCCAAGACUUAUCAUCUCAAACUUUUAAUCUCAUCUUAAUUAGAUCUAUCAGUUGGGAAGGGACUGGUCUCUAAUCUAUAGACUUCUAUAGCUUACCGCAGCUACAUCUUGUGCCUGGCAGGAAUUCAUUGUUUAGUGCAAAUGAUCUACUUUUGAUAGAUCACAUUAUGCCAAAGAGAAAACAAAUUAGACGGUAGGUACUGUAGGCACGCUCUUGAUAUUCCCCUUCAUUUGGUGGCAGCACUUAUUAUCCGAUAUCCAUGUUAUUAAUUAUUUUAUAUUAAAACAUUGACACUCUUUUGUGGAAGACCAGAAUGUUCUUUGCAAUAGAUGAGGUGUGUAUGAUUGUAGUUUUUUUAAUGUGUCUUGUCAUGAACAUCAACUUUGAAAGUAGCACAUUCAUAUGGAACUACAUGAAGCUUGCGGGACAUUUAGACUUUUUAUUUUUAUUGCAACACUGAAAUGCCAAUUUAUCUUUCUUGUCCCCUCUGUUUGCACGGGAAUAGCACAAAGCGAAAAUAAAACCACAAAUCAUUCUGGGGAAGAAUCAUGCCAGUAAAGUGAUGAAAAAAACCCUAUUAUGAAAAAAACCUUCUGGUAUUUUGGUGUAUUUUGAGUCUCUGGUGCUACCACACACACUAAAACUUGGAACAAAAACUAUCCAUGUUGUUUUGAGCUAGUUACAAGUUUCUGAAUGUCCUCUGCCUUCAGUCUCCGGGUGAGCUGUUCAAAAUCUGCACGGCUUUCUACGUCACUAGACAAGACGAGGUGGCUUACAGUAGCACAUGCUAGCGCUAGCAUGCUAGCUCGUUCUCAACACACACUAGUUCACCAUAAUCUGCAAAAGAACCACUACCAUGUCCCUGUUCUGCAGGUAUUCCACAAGUGCGCCCUCGUUUAGAAGAAGUCUCCCAGCUAAUCCUGCCUUGUACUGCGCACAGUUGGAGGAAGUUAUCUAGCUGUGAUCUUCCUUUAGCUACUGUGCAUGUGCAACAAAGAUAGUAUAGAAGUGGGAUGUCUCACUCUGUAGCUAAAACAAAGACCUUAACACACAGGGUGAAAGCAGGACCUGCAACAAUAUGCGGUACAACAAACAUAUGGUGUUUUUUUGAAAAUAAAACCAUGUAAACCUAUUCUGGUACAACCUCAAAAUACAAUUUAUGAAUCUGAAAAUGAGCAUAAUAUGAGCGACUUAAGAUUCAAGGCCACUAGGUUUUUGUUCCAUUCUGUACCUUGUGCUGGAGCCCAUGUUUUUUGAUAUAAUUGUGAUAUAAUAAAAACCCUUUUGUUAGGAAAUAAUAGGCAGAAGGACAAGUGGACCUUGAAACAAGAGGGCUGUGUUGUUUGUGUUGUUGCAUAGAACCCCAGUGUAAGGAAUAUCUCUUUAUUUUUUAUUUUUUUUUAAAUAUGUUUGCCUUUUUUUUUAGAUUUCUAACUUAAAUGAGUUUAACUUCCAAUAUAUUUACUGAAUUUGCCUCUAGUGGUCCUUUUGUCUGUUAAAUUAUACAUGUUUGAGUACAUGAUCAAGUUAAAUACUAUAAGUAUGAUCUUGAUUUUCAUUGUUUAUUUCUUGUGAAAUAUAAAGUAUCAAAUAUGUUAUGCUUCUUACUGUGAAAGCCCUUAAAGUAAACUUCCCUUAUUUAAGAUCAAUGAAAUGUAUAUAAUAAACAUCUCAGUGCCUUUAUUACUAUGUUAAUGAUGUCUGCUGUGUGAUUUUUAGACAUAUGUGGGGACAUAAAUACCAGGGAUUUGCAUUGUUUUUUUGUUAAGACUUUUAUUUUAUUGUGUCUUGUUGUUUUGUGUUUGUUCCACCUUUUCUAUGUAAAUAUGUACAACUUAAAUGUGUUAUCAACCAGCAGCGCAGUCAGCACAUUCAGUGUUUCUUUCACUAACUGGCAUGGAUACCGUUUAAAGGUACCUGGACAAUAAAUACAUGCAAUAAACCAGCGCUCGACUUCUGA